Molecule: messenger RNA, 2469 nt
Organism: Chaetura pelagica (chimney swift)
Lineage: Eukaryota; Metazoa; Chordata; Aves; Apodiformes; Apodidae
Gene: PI4KB
Product: phosphatidylinositol 4-kinase, catalytic, beta
Exons: 11
Coding region: 1-2469 (822 amino acids)
Biological process (GO): phosphatidylinositol-mediated signaling; phosphatidylinositol phosphate biosynthetic process
Cellular component (GO): membrane; cytoplasm
Molecular function (GO): 1-phosphatidylinositol 4-kinase activity
Source: RefSeq, a predicted model, not a curated record
AUGGGAGACUCUGUUGGAGACCCAUCCCGAGGGACAGGCUUGGAGCCCCAGGGGAAUGGCGGGACCUCCCUCAGUGUCAUCACGGAGGGCGUCGGGGAGCUGGCGGUCAUCGACCCCGAGGUGGCCAAGAAGGCCUGCGAGGAGGUGCUGGAGAAGGUGAAGCUGAUGCACGGCGUCUCCUCCGACAGCUUAACCAACCCGGCCGACGGCGGUGAGGCCGAGCACUCCCCGUGUCCUGCAGGGGACCUGGCCAACGGGGACAUUGGGGAGGGCUGUGAGAUCAGGUGCUUGGAUGAUCCUCCAGGCACGGGCUCCAGGAUCCAGGAGGAGGAUGAUGAGACCGUGGCCAACACGGUGAAAACCGCCCGGAAGCGGCAGAAGAACAACUCUGCUAAGCAGUCCUGGCUCCUCCGGCUCUUUGAGUCCAAACUCUUUGAUAUCUCCAUGGCCAUUUCAUACUUGUACAACUCAAAGGAACCUGGUGUGCAGGCUUACAUUGGGAAUAGGUUGUUCUGCUUUAGGAACGAAGACGUGGACUUCUACCUGCCGCAGCUGCUCAACAUGUACAUUCACAUGGACGAGGACGUGGGCGAUGCCAUCAAGCCCUACAUCGUGCACCGCUGCCGGCAGAGCAUCAACUUCUCCCUGCAGUGUGCCCUGCUGCUGGGCGCCUACUCCUCAGACAUGCACAUCUCCACUCAGCGACACUCCCGUGGGACCAAGCUGCGGAAACUCAUCCUCUCGGACGAGUUGAAACCAGCUCACAAGAAGAGGGAGCUGCCGUCCCUGAGCCCGGCACCCGACAUGGGGCUGUCUCCUUCCAAAAGGACUCACCAGAGGUCCAAGUCAGACGCCACCGUCACCAUCAGCCUGAGCAGCAACCUGAAGCGCACAGCCAGCAACCCCAAAGUCGAGAGCGAGGAGGAGGAGCUCUCCUCGAGCACGGAAAGUCUCGAGAAGUCACUCUCUCCUCCCGUCAGACUCGCCCCCGAGCGGGAGUUCAUCAAGUCCCUGAUCGCCAUCGGGAAGCGCUUGGCCACCCUGCCCACCAAGGAGCAGAAGACCCAGCGGCUCAUCUCGGAGCUCUCGCUGCUCAACCACAAGCUGCCGGCGCGCGCCUGGCUCCCCACUGCCGGCUUCGACCACCACGUGGUGCGGGUACCCCACACCCAGGCAGUGGUCCUCAACUCCAAGGACAAGGCUCCCUAUUUAAUCUACGUUGAAGUGCUUGAAUGUGACAAUUUCGACACAGCGAACGUGCCCGCUCGGAUCCCCGAGAACCGCAUCCGCAGCACCCGCUCGGCCGAGAACCUGCCCGAGUGCGGCAUCAGCCACGAGCAGAGGACCAGCAGCUUCAGCACCGUCCCCAACUACGACAACGACGACGAGGCCUGGUCUGUGGACGACAUCGUGGAGCUGCAGGUGGAGCUGCCAGAGAUUCACACCAAUAGCUGUGACAACAUCUCCCAGUUCUCUGUGGACAGCAUCACCAGCCAGGAGAGCCGGGAGCCGGUGUUCAUCGCUGCUGGGGACAUCAGGCGGCGGCUCUCGGAGCAGCUGGCACACACCCCCACCUCCUUCCGGAGGGACCCCGAGGACCCGUCCGCUGUGGCCCUGAAGGAGCCUUGGCAGGAGAAAGUCAGGAGGAUCCGGGAAGGGUCUCCCUACGGGCACCUGCCCUCCUGGCGCCUCCUCUCCGUCAUCGUCAAGUGCGGGGACGACCUGCGGCAGGAGCUGCUCGCCUUCCAGGUCCUCAAGCAGCUGCAGUCCAUCUGGGAACAGGAGCGUGUCCCGCUCUGGAUCAAGCCAUACAAAAUCCUCGUCAUCUCCGCCGACAGCGGCAUGAUUGAGCCCGUGGUGAACGCCGUGUCCAUCCACCAGAUCAAGAAGCAAUCCCUGCUCUCCCUGCUGGAUUAUUUCCUGCAGGAGCAUGGCACCUGCAACACGGAAUCCUUCCUGACAGCCCAGAGGAAUUUCGUGCAGAGCUGUGCUGGUUACUGCCUGGUGUGUUACCUGCUGCAGGUCAAGGACAGGCACAACGGGAACAUCCUGCUGGAUGCAGAUGGACACAUCAUCCACAUCGAUUUUGGGUUCAUCCUCUCCAGCUCCCCCAGGAAUCUUGGCUUUGAGACCUCAGCUUUCAAACUCACCACAGAGUUUGUGGAUGUGAUGGGUGGCCUGAACGGGGACAUGUUCAACUACUACAAGAUGCUGAUGCUGCAGGGUCUCAUCGCUGCCCGGAAGCACAUGGAUAAAGUUGUGCAGAUCGUGGAGAUCAUGCAGCAAGGGUCUCAGCUCCCCUGUUUCCACGGCUCCUCCACCAUCCGCAACCUGAAGGAGCGUUUCCACAUGAACAUGACAGAGGAGCAGCUGCAGGUGCUGAUCGAGCAGAUGGUGGACGGCAGCAUGCGCUCCAUCACCACCAAGCUCUACGACGGGUUCCAGUACCUCACCAACGGCAUCAUGUGA